Messenger RNA from Drosophila erecta, 5346 nucleotides. RefSeq names its product serine/threonine-protein kinase tousled-like 1 (gene Tlk). Gene Ontology annotation, biological process: intracellular signal transduction; chromosome segregation; peptidyl-serine phosphorylation. The transcript has 8 exons. Lineage: Eukaryota; Metazoa; Arthropoda; Insecta; Diptera; Drosophilidae. The record is from RefSeq and is a predicted model, not a curated record. Gene Ontology annotation, molecular function: ATP binding; protein serine/threonine kinase activity. Gene Ontology annotation, cellular component: nucleus. Bases 715 to 5241 code for a protein of 1508 amino acids.
CAAGAACAAACGCGAAACAUCGCGAAGCAACGAGAGCGCGGCAGAGAGGCAGAGCCGCAGAGCAGCAGCGAGAGGAGCGCCGUUGAGAGCAGAGAGCGGGCAGAGAGCAGAGCGACAUUUCGGCUGCAGACGGCGGUGGUGUCGGUGUCGUUUUGGUUUUGUCGGCGGUUGCUAAACACAAUUUAAGUUCACUCGGUUAGCAGACAUUACACACUGCCUGCUCACAUACAUAUGUACGCACUUGUAUAUAUGUGCAAUGUGUGUGUGUUUGUGCAAGAAACCAGAAAAAACGAAAAGUACAACAUUCGUUGAGUCGCGUUCGGCUUAAUUUUUUUUUUUUUUGUGUUACCGUGUGUGUGUUUGUGCUUUGGAUUUGCCAAUUUUAGCCGACUGACUCUCAGUGUCGAACUUAAACUUAAAGAGCGAGCAACGUGACGUGUCGCUACAAAUUCGCGCACACAACUUCCUACUACAAAAAAAAAAAAAAAAAAAAAACCGAAAGAAAGAAGCAAAAAAAAAACGUCGAAAAGCGAGACUUGUUUUUUUUCUUGUGCAUCUCUGUGUGUUUGUGGAAGUGCGAAAUGUAAUGUGAAGAGAAAGAAAGAUAGAGGGAGAGUCGCAAAGCGAGAGAGCUAGAGCAGCUGAUUUAGCCGGCAAGUGUCAGCUGUUUCACACCAGAGCGAGAUAGCGCUAGUUCGGCGAGGCGAACAUGUUAUGUCUUAUACGCCGUCUCUUCUUUGUGGUUCAUUCGCUCUAGCAAUGUUCCAACAACAACAACCGCAACAACUGGAAAUACAAGAAGCACAGCAAAUACAACAACAAAAUCCGCGUUUACAACUAAAUAAUCAUUAUCAAAGUAUACCCCAAAAUCAACAAUAUAUGCAAAACCGCCAGGAUUAUCUACAAGUUCAGCCAACCGUAGAAAUAAACAAGUUGCAAGUUGUACAAAAAACACAGCAACAACACAGUUAUGUGCAACAAAUAUACCAUCAACAACAAAGGCAAAUUGUUGAUUUUCAGCGUAUCAAUGAAAGGGCGCACAUGCAACCCACGCAAAUAGCAUUGCAAAGUCAGCAAAGAAUACCAGAUUUACAACAACAAUUGCAGAAAAUACAACGUUUAGCGAGCAAACCAGAAAUACUCCAAAUACAGCAAUUUCAAACAGCUACAGCUCAACAAAAGCAAACGAAAAAGCAAGGUGCAAAAACAGCAACGAUAACAUCGCUUAACAGCAAUAGCAACAGCAACAAUAGCAGCAGCAAUAGCAACAACUACUACACUAAUAACAGGAACAAAAAUAGUAUCGACAAUAAUAGCAGCAACAGCAGCGGCCAAAUAAUGUUAGCCUCUGCCAGCGCCUCUGCCUCCGCUCGGAAACGCAGUCGCAGCGCGAGUAACGGCAGCAAAAGCAACAACAAAACUGCCAGUGGCCGCAAAUUUACCAAAAGCAUGUCCGCCGGCGCUCAGUUGCAGAUGGCCCCGCAGACCACUUCGGCCCUAAGUCACCACCAUCCCAAUCAGCAGCAGCAGUUGCAACCGCCGCAGCAGCAGCAACCACAGCCCCCGCCCCCGCAACAGCAGCAUUUUGCUAACCAUCACAGCGCCCAGCAGCAGUCGCAGCAGCAGCAACAGGAGCAACAGAAUCCUCAGCAGCAGGCGCAGCAGCAGCAGCAGAUACUCCCGCAGCAACAUUUGCAGCACCUGCACAAGCAUCCGCAUCAGCUGCAACUGCAUCAACAGCAGCAACAACAACUCCACCAGCAGCAGCAACACUUCCACCAGCAGUCGCUGCAAGGGCUGCAUCAGGGUAGCAGCAAUCCGGAUUCGAAUAUGAGCACUGGCUCCUCGCACAGCGAGAAGGAUGUCAAUGAUAUGCUGAGUGGCGGCGCAGCAACGCCAGGAGCUGGAACAUCAGCGAUUCAACAGCAACAACAGCAACAUCCCGCCUUUGCGCCCGCACUUGGAAUGCAGCAGCCGCCGCCGCCGCCCCCUCAGCACUCUAAUAAUGGAGGCGAGAUGGGCUACUUGUCGGCAGGGACGACUACGACGACGUCGGUGUUAACGGUAGGCAAACCUCGGACGCCAGCGGAGCGGAAACGGAAGCGAAAAAUGCCGCCAUGUGCCACUAGUGCAGAUGAGGCGGGGAGUGGCGGUGGCUCUGGCGGAGCAGGAGCAACCGUGGUUAACAACAGCACUCUGAAGGGCAAAUCAUUGGCCUUUCGUGAUAUGCCCAAGGUAAACAUGAGCCUGAAUCUGGGCGAUCGUCUGGGCGGAUCUGCAAGUAGCGGAGGAGGAGCCGGUGUCGCCGGAAGCGGAGGAGGUGGCGCUGGUUCCGGUUCUGGAAGCGGUGGCGGCAAGAGCGCCCGCCUAAUGCUGCCCGUCAACGACAACAAGAAGAUCAACGACUACUUCAAUAAGCAGCAAACAAGCGUGGGCGUCGGUGUGCCAGGUGGUGCGGGAGGCAAUACCGCUGGUCUCCGAGGAUCACAUACGGGAGGUGGCAGCAAGUCACCAUCAUCCGCCCAGCAGCAGCAACAACAGCAGGUGCAGCAGCAGACGGCGGCACAGCAGCAGGGUAGCGGUGUUGCGACAGGCGGCAGUGCAGGCGGUUCUGCUGGCAACCAGGUGCAAGUGCAGACGAGCAGCGCCUACGCCCUGUACCCACCAGCUAGUCCCCAAACCCAGACGCCGCAGCAACAACAGCAGCAGCAGCAACCGGGAGCCGACUUUCACUAUGUCAACUCCACCAAGGCGCAGCAACAGCAGCAGCGCCAACAGCAACAGACUUCCAAUCAAAUGGUUCCUCCACACGUGGUCGUCGGCCUUGGUGGUCAUCCCCUGAGCCUCGCGUCCAUCCAGCAGCAGACGCCCCUGUCCCAGCAGCAACAGCAGCAGCAACAACAGCAGCAGCAACAGCAGCAAUUGGGACCACCGACCACAUCGACGGCCUCUGUGGUGCCAACGCAUCCGCAUCAACUCGGCUCCCUGGGAGUUGUUGGAAUGGUCGGUGUGGGCGUUGGCGUGGGCGUUGGAGUAAAUGUCGGUGUGGGACCACCACUGCCACCGCCACCGCAGAUGGCUAUGCCCGCGGCCAUUAUCACUUAUUGUAAGGCCACUCAAACGGAGGUGUCGCUGCAUGAAUUGCAGGAGCGCGAAGCGGAACACGAAUCGGGCAAGGUGAAACUGGACGAGAUGACACGGCUGUCCGAUGAGCAAAAGUCCCAGAUUGUUGGCAACCAGAAGACGAUCGACCAGCACAAGUGCCACAUAGCCAAGUGUAUUGAUGUGGUUAAGAAGCUGUUGAAGGAGAAGAGCAGCAUCGAAAAGAAGGAGGCGCGACAAAAGUGCAUGCAGAAUCGCCUUAGGCUCGGACAGUUUGUCACCCAGCGAGUGGGCGCCACAUUCCAGGAGAACUGGACGGACGGCUAUGCGUUCCAGGAGCUGAGUCGGCGGCAAGAAGAAAUAACCGCCGAGCGUGAAGAGAUUGAUCGGCAGAAGAAGCAGCUGAUGAAAAAGCGUCCGGCGGAGUCCGGACGCAAGCGCAACAACAACAGCAACCAGAACAACCAGCAGCAGCAGCAACAGCAACACCAGCAACAGCAGCAGCAACAAAAUUCCAACUCGAACGAUUCCUCGCAGCUGACGGGCGGAGUUGUCACCGGUCCGGGCAGUGAUCGCGUGAGCGUUAGCGUCGACAGCGGAUUGGGUGGCAAUAAUGCGGGCGCGAUCGGUGGCGGAGCCGUUGGCGGUGGCGUUGGAGGUGGUGGCGUUGGAGGUGGUGGUGUUGGCGGUGUCGGCGGCGGUGGCGGACGUGGUCUUUCUCGCAGCAACUCGACGCAGGCCAAUCAGGCUCAAUUGCUGCACAACGGCGGCGGUGGCUCGGGCGGCAAUGUUGGCAACUCGGGCGGCGUUGGCGAUCGAUUGUCAGAUCGAGGAGGAGGAGGUGGCGGCAUCGGUGGAAAUGAUAGCGGUAGCUGCUCGGACUCGGGCACGUUCCUGAAGCCAGACCCCGUAUCGGGAGCAUACACAGCGCAGGAGUACUACGAGUACGAUGAGAUCCUCAAGCUGCGCCAAAAUGCCCUGAAGAAAGAGGACGCCGACCUGCAGCUGGAGAUGGAGAAGCUGGAGCGGGAGCGCAAUCUGCACAUCCGAGAGCUCAAGCGGAUUCUUAACGAGGAUCAGUCCCGCUUCAACAAUCAUCCCGUGCUGAACGAUCGCUAUCUUCUGUUGAUGCUCCUGGGCAAGGGCGGCUUCUCAGAGGUCCACAAGGCCUUCGACCUAAAGGAGCAACGCUAUGUCGCAUGUAAGGUGCACCAAUUAAACAAGGAUUGGAAGGAGGAUAAGAAAGCUAAUUAUAUCAAACACGCUUUGCGGGAAUACAACAUUCACAAGGCACUGGAUCAUCCGCGGGUCGUCAAGCUAUACGAUGUCUUCGAGAUCGAUGCGAAUUCCUUUUGCACAGUACUCGAAUACUGUGAUGGCCACGAUCUGGACUUCUAUUUGAAGCAACAUAAGACUAUACCCGAGCGUGAAGCGCGCUCGAUAAUAAUGCAGGUUGUAUCUGCACUCAAGUAUCUAAAUGAGAUUAAGCCUCCAGUUAUUCACUACGAUCUGAAGCCCGGCAACAUUCUGCUCACCGAGGGCAACGUCUGCGGCGAGAUUAAGAUCACCGACUUCGGUCUGUCAAAGGUGAUGGACGACGAGAACUACAAUCCCGAUCACGGCAUGGAUCUGACCUCUCAGGGAGCGGGAACCUACUGGUAUCUGCCACCCGAGUGCUUUGUCGUGGGCAAGAAUCCUCCGAAAAUCUCCUCCAAAGUGGACGUGUGGAGUGUGGGUGUCAUCUUCUACCAGUGUCUGUAUGGCAAAAAACCCUUCGGUCACAAUCAGUCGCAGGCCACGAUUCUCGAGGAGAAUACGAUCCUGAAGGCCACCGAAGUGCAGUUCUCCAACAAGCCAACUGUAUCUAAUGAGGCCAAAAGUUUCAUUCGGGGAUGUUUGGCAUAUCGCAAGGAGGAUCGCAUGGAUGUGUUCGCGCUGGCCAGGCACGAGUACAUUCAGCCACCGAUACCGAAGCAUGGGCGCGGUUCGCUCAAUCAGCAACAGCAGGCGCAACAACAGCAGCAGCAACAACAGCAACAGCAGCAGCAACAGUCGUCAACGUCACAGGCCAAUUCCACGGGCCAGACAUCGUUCUCUGCCCACAUGUUUGGCAAUAUGAAUCAGUCGAGCUCGUCCUAGCUGCCAACCAAGCGCAAUUCAAACUCAUAAUUCUCCGCCGCCGCAGUAGCAGCAGCAACAUUAGCUGCCAGCCAACAGCAACUCCAACAGCAGCAGCAACAGCAA